Molecule: messenger RNA, 638 nt
Organism: Carica papaya (papaya)
Lineage: Eukaryota; Viridiplantae; Streptophyta; Magnoliopsida; Brassicales; Caricaceae
Product: receptor-interacting protein
Source: RefSeq, a predicted model, not a curated record
AUAUUUUGAGAAUUAUUAUAAAGCUUGAACUUUUACCAGUACUUUUACUUUAUCACCUAUCUACUUUCUAUCUCCACCACAAAAAGUAAGUCCUCCUCAAACGAUAAGCUUCUGGCAACUGCAAAAUUGUGUAGCUUCGAUGAAUUCUCUCAAGCUAACUUCCAGGACCUACCACCAUUCACCAUUGCUCCCUCUUCGCUCCAAGCUUCAAAAAUUAACCUUCGUCAGAAGAACUUUCAAAUUUUGUGUUCGAGGAUGCAGUGCAAAAGAAAAUGGAGAAAAGAAAAACGAGAGAAGAGGCUUCUUAACUCUAGAAGAAGCUGGCUUAGUCGAGAUUUCUGGUUUAAGCACUCACGAACGCUUCCUCUGCCGAUUAACGAUAUCAUCUUUGAAUUUAUUAAGAGUGAUAUCAGAGCAGGAAGGAUGCAGCAUUGAGGAGCUUAAUGCAGGGAAGAUAUGUGACUGGUUUGUGAAGGAUAAACUUAAAAGAGAACAAAACAUAGAUUCUGCCGUGCUUCAAUGGGAUGAUUCUGAGUCCCAGUUUUAACUCACAAGCAAAUCUGUAAAUUCCAUCACAUUAUUAUUUAUUGCUUUUUACCAACUUUAAUCGAUAUCAUGUUUACAUUACCAUUACAAAA